Molecule: messenger RNA, 1596 nt
Organism: Drosophila nasuta
Lineage: Eukaryota; Metazoa; Arthropoda; Insecta; Diptera; Drosophilidae
Product: alpha-N-acetylgalactosaminidase
Exons: 7
Coding region: 200-1471 (423 amino acids)
Biological process (GO): glycoside catabolic process; oligosaccharide metabolic process
Cellular component (GO): cytoplasm
Molecular function (GO): alpha-galactosidase activity
Source: RefSeq, a predicted model, not a curated record
AUAAAUCUCUUAUUUGUACAGUACAUUACACUCCACAUAAUCCAAUUAACAUUUUGUGCAAAUGCGAUCCUAACGAAUUGCUUAUAAAACUCGACAAUUUUUGGUAUUUCAGUGAGUAUGUUUAGCUAUUCAUUUCGCAUGCUGCAACCAUGUUGUUAAUUAAACCCAUUAACAAGUAUCAGAGGAUAUUUCAAAGAUAAUGCAUGCAAUAAACUCAGAGAUGUUGAAUCAGAUUAUAUAUAUCUAUCUUAUAAGCAGCCUUAGUGCAGUUUGUUACUGCCUAGAAAAUGGCUUGGCAAGGACUCCUCCCAUGGGCUGGUUGUCCUGGGAGCGUUUUCGCUGCAACACCGACUGCACAAAUGAUCCCUACAAUUGUAUAAGUGAAAGGCUCUUUCAAGUCAUGGCUGAUUUGCUGGUUUCCGAAGGAUACGCUUCGGCUGGCUAUGAAUAUGUUAAUAUCGAUGAUUGUUGGCUGGAAAAGCAUCGAGGUCCUGCAGGACAGUUGCUGUCUGAUCACAAACGAUUUCCGAACGGCAUGAAGGCGCUGUCCGAUUAUAUACAUGCCCGUGGACUAAAGUUCGGAAUAUACGAGGAUUACGGUAACUAUACGUGUGCAGGUUAUCCAGGAAUUAUUGGCUACGAGGAAUCGGAUGCACAUCAGUUCGCUGCUUGGAAUGUCGACUAUGUAAAGUUGGAUGGAUGCUAUGCUCAACCCUAUGAUAUGGAUCGGGGUUAUUCGGAAUUCGGCCGGUAUCUGAAUAGCACAGGGAAACCCAUGGUUUAUUCCUGCAGCUGGCCUGUUUAUCAGAUCUAUGCGGGUAUUCAGCCCAACUUCUCAGCCAUUCAAAGUCACUGCAAUCUAUGGAGGAACUAUGAUGACAUUCAGGACUCUUGGGCGUCGGUUGAGAAUAUUAUCGACUACUAUGGCAAUAAUCAGGAUAUAAUUGCGCCUAAUGCGGGUCCUGGUCACUGGAACGAUCCUGAUAUGUUGAUAAUUGGAAAUUUUGGGCUCAGCUACGAACAGGCAAAAACCCAAUUUGCUGUGUGGGCAAUUCUCGCAGCGCCGCUUUUAAUGUCUGUCGAUCUGAGAACAAUUCGUCCUGAAUUUAAGGAUAUUUUGCUGAAUCGAAAAAUAAUUGCUGUCGAUCAAGAUCCAUUGGGAAUUCAAGGACGCAGAAUCUACAAGCACAAAGGCAUCGAAAUUUGGUCAAAGCCCAUCAGUCCAGUUUAUCAAAUAUAUUACUCCUAUGCAAUUGCAUUCAUCAAUCGGAGAACGGAUGGAACUCCUUCCGAUAUCUCUGUGACAUUGAAGGAGUUGGGAUUGAUAAACUCUUCGGGAUACAGAGUUGAGGAUCUAUACGAAAACGUUGACUAUGGAAUAUUAUAUCCGCAUACUAAAAUCAAGGUGAAGGUGAAUCCGUCUGGCGUUGUUAUGUUGAAAGCUGAAACCCAAUACCUUAAAAAUGUGUAACAUUUCUAACAAACUUAAUGUAAAUGUAUUGUUGCGUUUGAAUAAUAAACAAAUAAAAACACUUUAACGCCAGUUAACGUGAUAUUUGCCCUAUUUAAAUGACUGAUAUAAAGAGGAGACAGAUC